Necator americanus (New World hookworm) is the source of this 387-nucleotide messenger RNA. RefSeq lists its product as uncharacterized. Bases 1 to 387 code for a protein of 128 amino acids. The record is from RefSeq and is a predicted model, not a curated record. NCBI's taxonomy places the organism in Eukaryota, Metazoa, Nematoda, Chromadorea, Rhabditida, Ancylostomatidae. The transcript is spliced from 7 exons.
AUGGGAAACUGGCUUGAGGCAAGAAUGUCUCCCGGAACUACAUUUGCGCUUCAAGUAAUCAUGGUUGGAAUAAUUGUACUAGAUUUUGUCCUCGGUGUAGUAGGCGCAGUGAUUUACGCUGUUCAUUCGAAGAAGAUUUCUAAAAAAUUGAGAUUGCGGCAAUAUGGUCCUCCUCCGAUGUCAGAAGGAGACGCAGGAGGUGAAGAGCCUUUACCACUUGUCGGACCAGAACAAGAAGAGGAUCCAGCAUUUGGAUUUGUGGGAAUGCCACGAAAUCAACGAAAACAAUAUGCAAAGUCUGAUAAUAGAUUCCUCGUAAUCCCACCUGCAGUGCCAAAGCAAAACAAAAAACGAACUAACAUGAUGCGAGAGGGUGCAGUUCAGUGA